Molecule: messenger RNA, 5231 nt
Organism: Patella vulgata (common limpet)
Lineage: Eukaryota; Metazoa; Mollusca; Gastropoda; Patellidae
Product: zinc finger protein 611
Exons: 2
Coding region: 134-2440 (768 amino acids)
Biological process (GO): regulation of transcription by RNA polymerase II
Cellular component (GO): nucleus
Molecular function (GO): RNA polymerase II transcription regulatory region sequence-specific DNA binding; DNA-binding transcription factor activity, RNA polymerase II-specific
Source: RefSeq, a predicted model, not a curated record
AAAAAACAGGCUGUCGAACUUUGAUUCAUAGCGACAGCCACAGCAGUAUUAUCAUCGUCUGAAAUAAAUUGUUGCCUGCCGUAGUUGAUGAUCUUGGUCGUAGUUGCGGUAUUGUUUUUUUUUUUUUUUAAAAAUGCCCUGGUCAAAAGGGUGUAGCGUUGGGGGCUGUAAAAACAAUGGUUCGAGUCGACCGAGUGGAACAUCAAUGCACAGAUUUCCAAGGAACGAAGCUUUAAGAGAGGCGUGGACUACAUUUGUAAACCUUAGUAGAUCGAAAUCUAAUUGGAAACCGACAAAAUGCAAGUACAUAUGCAGUGAACAUUUUAGCCAAGAUUGCUUUGAUUCCAAACAUCGAUUUUUUGUCACCUUGGGCCUACCCAGUCAAAAGAAAAAUCUUCUUGCUGGAGCUAUUCCCAGCAUUCUCCCUGCAAAAGUAACAAGCUAUGCUGAAGAAACCAUAGAGAAAAACGUUGAUGGUCGUGUGGAAACGUUUCAUCAGUGUGUUGUUUGUGAUCAGAUGUUCCAGAAUGCCAGUGUCUUAGAAAUCCACAGCACUCAACACAAAGAGAACUCAAAUAACGAGCACAGCAAUAUAAUUCCUGAUGAAGAAAUAUGUGAUGAAGAAAUUAAACUAGGUUUUAUGGAGACAGACCUAGAUGAAUAUAAUGAACCACCAAUUAUUCAUUUCAAAGAAGAAAGACUAAUUAAAAACAUUUCACAUCAUUGUAUACAUUGCAAGAAAAGUUUUUGGCAGUAUACAGAUUUGGAAGAACAUGCAUGUUCAGGUAGCCAAACACUUGUUCACGAGAAAGAAUCGAAAACAAGUGUGUCUCCUCCCAGAACCAUUUUGACAGAAUCUGCUGAACCGUGUACUAAGUUAGAAGAUACAUGUACUGUAAUAAAUAUGUCUUUUGAACCACACAGUGAACACAAGGAACCAAAAGAAAAUCCUGUAAUUAAUACGAAUUUCAAAUCUCGCAGUGAACAUAUUGAUGAAAACCAGAAAGACGAAGAGGCACAAAUUUAUGAUGAGUGGGAAGAUAUAAAGAAUGUAAACCUGGUUAGUGAAGAUGGAUGUACUAACGAGUCUUCAGCAAGCUCUUCAGUUCCCUUUGGUGUGAGUAACGAUCCGUUUAACUUUCAACAACACAGUGACACAGAAAGCAACAUCUCAGAUCAAAUACAUGUACAAGAAUCAAAACACGACCCUUCUCUUGAAUGUGAAAAUAAAGUUUGUGACAAAUGUUUUCAACAAUACAGCGAUUUGAGACAACAUAUCUGUAUUCAAGACCAUUUUAUUGGAACGUUUAAUUUUAAUAAUAGAAACGAUACGGAUAAUAUCCUUGACUCUACGCAAAGCACUGGAGCUACAGAUGAUUCAAAAACUACCAUGGAGUCGGACGAUACACUGAGCUAUAAAUGUCUUCAUUCUACGUCAACACUGGCUACGCAAAGUCAAGCGGGUACAAAUGAUUCAGAGACUACAAUGGAGUCGGACUAUACACUGAGCCAUGGAUGUCUGCAUUCUACAGCAACACUGGCUACGCAAAGUCAAGCAAGUACAGAUGAUUUAGAAACUACAACAGGGUCGGAUGAUACACUGAGCUAUAAAUGUCUUCACUGUGAUGAUUCAUUCAGUUUCUUUAAAGAUCUGUGUCAACAUACAUGCACGGAGGAAAAAGCAAUAAAGAAUUCCGAUCAAAGCAAUAUUUCUGGUAAAAAUUACAUCGUUUUUUCGGGGCUCAAUAAUCAAACAAAAUCUCAUGGACAGUUUUUUAAAUGUGAUGUUUGUGAACAUGCAUUUAGGGAACAGAACUCUUUAGUAAAACAUAUGAAGGUAUAUGCAUGCAACGGUACCAAGAAAAAUUUGUUUCGACGUGAAAAAUGCUUUUCACCAAAAUAUAGUGCAACAGGUAAGAUGAAGACAGAUGCAGGUGAAAAAAAGUCAAAAUGUAAAAUAUGUUCCAAGACAUUUGUUAGUGAUAUCUGGGUAACUAUGGUGAAAUCUCGAACGGUACUUGGUGUUAAACAUUACAAAUGUAGCGUUUGUCAUAAAUCAUUCCUGCAUAAAUUUAAUGCAAAGAAGCACAUGAAUGAAGUCCACUCCAGGAAUGAACAGUCUUCUAAAUGUAAAGUAUGUGAAUUUAUGGCCGUUACUGCUCAAAAUAGACGCCAGAGAAUCGACAGGGAAACAUUUCUCACGUGUGGUGUUUGUAAUGAAUCCUUCAAAGAAAGUCGUGCAUUUAUGAUGCAUGUUAGAAUUCAUAAAUCAAAAAGACAUUUCUUUUGUAGUGUUUGUCGUAAAUCUUUCGCUAGCAAGAAUUCGUUACGACAGCACAGAUUAGUCCAUUCUGUAAGUGAAUGUUAUGAAUGUAUUUUUUGUGGACAUUCAUUCAGUGAGUUAGACAACCUUCAGAUGCAUAUUCACAAUGAGCACUAGCAUUCAAAAUUCUUUACAGAACGAAUAUUCUGAUUCAAAGUCAGUCAUUCCCAAAUAUCUGAAUCAGGAGGGUGUUUUUUUUAUUUUCAUGCUUUUAUUUCAGGGGGGUUUGGGUGGUCUAAUGGCUUAAUGAGUGUGUGUGAAAUUAUAAGGUCUGUCACUGAAUAAAGUGACAUGGUUUCGAUUCCCCGUUUGGACGUGACAAGGAAUGGGGUUGCCUGUUAAACCUUUUGUGUUUUCUCUCUCUCUGGGGUCUACGACACGUGCAAGGCGAAUUAUUGAAAUAUAAAAAAAAAUUGAACCAUAUGUUAGGUCUGAAAUUACCUCUUUUAUUGUCAGUAUAGGGGUGUGAACUAGAUAAUGUCUUGAUUCAUCAGAAAACCUUGUAGAGUUACUUCCCUUUAACCAUCAGUAAUCAAUGUGAUUAAAACACAGAUAUUAUUUUGUUUCGUUUUUUAUGGUUCAAAAUUUCAUUUUACUUGUCUUUACUACACUAGGAUCUAGAAGAGUGGUUAUAUAACCCGUGUUCUGGUUAAUGUGAGGGAUUUGUCAUUGAAACAGUCUGUUACGGCAAAUUUUUCGCAUGUGAUGCACGGAACUGUGGGUAUCCCAGUAGAAGCAUCAACGCUCAUUAGUAAAUCAAAAGUCUGACGACAUACGGUCAAAGACGACUCGUAUCACCUUUGAUGCGACCUUCCAAUACAACUGGUCACAUCUUCAUGUAGUUGAGGCCAUCAAAAGUAUAAAAAAACCAAAACGAAAUAUAGAACUGUAUUUGAAUCAGAUUGAUCAGCAGGCCUGGAAAUAACAGUUUUAGAUGUACCUGACAAAAUGUCAGACACUAAUGAAAUAGUACCUGACAUUUUCAAGUUAGUGUCGGACAUGGAUUAUAAUAUCAAUAAAAAAGACAAAUCAGUGCCGGACAAAAUGACAGGCACCAGAGGUUUUGUGCCUGACAAAGCCUGAAUCUGUGCCUAACAUUGUCAGUGACAGGUAUCUUAUUUCCUAGUUCAGCUCUGAACGUAGGUCUCAUAACACUCACCCUGUAGUGUAAUGAGACCUACGUUCAGAGCUGAACUACUUAUUUCCAGGUUUGCUGAUCAGUAAUUAAUGAGACUGCGUUUAAUUUUUUUUUAUAUAAAAAUGUUUGUUCGUUCGUCCGUAGGGUUUUAUGUCCUCUUCCACCUUGGGUGAUAUGGUAGACAAAAUGUAAAAAUUGUGCCAUGUUGCCCUUUUUUAAGUGACACAGGUUAUUCAGAGGAACGGAAUGACUUUUUUAUUGGCCUAAUAAAAACGUAAAAAUUUGAAUAACUACAUAAACACUAGUGCUGGCACGAUACAUUGUUGAUUCUAUGUAUUGCGAUUCACCUUCUCACGAUUUGCGUAUUGAAUCGCAAGCCUCUGAAUCGAUUUUUUAUGAUUCUUUUUUUUAUGUAUUUUUUUUGGCACUUCAGUAACUAACCAGUCACUCUUAAUUAAACACCUUUAAAUUGUUUUGGUCGUUAUUUUUAUCCAUAAAAAUAUCAUGAUAUAAAACAGUUUUAUUUCUUUGCUUUAGGCAGGACUAACAAUCUCCCGUCAAAAGGCAAAACCUAGUAACUCACUUUUUUAUCAAAAUUGAGUUAGGGCCAAAUUUGUAGUUACCAGGGUAUGUGCUUCCUGUUGUUGUACUAGAUAUUCCAAUCGUUUGAUUUUGUAAGCAGUUACACCCAUGACACAACCUAGCAACUUCCUUCAUUUGUCUAGUAUACCACAGCAAAACCUAGUAACUCAAUAGUCAAAUCAAUGGAUGAGCUGGGGUUUAAUAUUCAUUCAUUCCGUUUUCCUUUGUUUUCUCAAAAUAAGAAAAAAGUGAGUUACUAGGUUUUGCCUUUUGACAGGAGCAAUUCUCUCCAUAAAAUUAUCAUUCAUUUAUCCUGUUGUUGUCUUGGUGAAUAUUGACCCGGUCCCGAGUUCACGAAGCAUUCUCAGAUUCAAGUUAAGACUUUACUCAACUUUCAAUCACUGUUUAUGAGAAAUAUCUUUGAUCUAGAAACACAACACUUUGCACAUAGUUUCUUAUCAAUAUAUUUGCUACAUUAAAACAACAAAAGUUUUAUAAAGGGCUAUAUUAUAGUUAAAAUAAGAAGAACAAUUUUGAGUAAAUUCUUAACUUAAACAUGCAUUAUGCAAGAGCAAAAUCUGCCUAUUACAAGUCUUUCUUUAGGCCUGAAAUGUUAUCUAAAUUAUCAAUUAGGCAUUAAUUAACUUAUUCAGACCAUAAUAAACUCUCGAUGUCAAGGCUAGCCUUCGAUGUUGACUGGAUUAGAUUCCUAUAUGCCGCUAACGGCCGUUGAUAAUUAAAUCAGAAAAAGUGGAUAAUCGAGACUAUGCUGUUUAUAUUAAUGAUUUUAGUAAUGAUGACCGAGACUAUGCAAAUAUUUCACCCGCUUCUUUCUCGGCUCAUAGUGGAUCAAUUUGACUGAAAUUUUCAGCAAAUUCUGAGUCACAAUACCCAUCAUUAAAUAACAUGGCUAUGCAUCUUCCUCAAACAACCUAAGCAUUACAAAGUUUCUGAAAACUGCCCAAGUAUGUACUUCCUUAAAAACGGUAUUCUCCUUGUAUUUUGUUUUUAAAAAUAAAAUAGAAAUGCAUAAUGAUUAUGAAAUUAUAAAGUGUGCGUAAUGGCAAUAUUUUUCAUUUGCCACUCUGUUUAAUUUCGCGAACCUGACUACUUUUGUCAAAUAGUUAAAUCAGAUGUUUACAUUAAACGUUUUAUAUUUAUUAAAUCAGAUAUUAUAAAGCAUCACAG